AUGGGAUAUUUUCAACCUGUUGGUAGUGUCGCUGGAGGUGAAGAAAUCUAUGAUGAGAUCAAUGACGUUGAUGGAUUCAGUUGGCAAACGUAUCCUCAUGCGAACCAUGAUAGCGCACUUGGGAAUGCACUUGCGAAAAGUGGUAUAACAAAAAGCAGUUCUCAACUUAUAAAAAAGGGUAGUGCUACCAAGAUCGAAACUCAAACGUUAUAUUUUUGUGAUCAAGAUAGUGGAUACUGUGGAUUUAUCCAAUUCUUAAACAGCAGUGUCCUAGGAGGGUUCUACAAGUCAUUUGAAAUGAACAUCAAGGUGUUUAAUGUAGACAAGGACCGUACUAAUGACUCUGGGAGUGAUAAUGCUAGUGAGUAUAUCGAUUAUUGGAAGAACGUCAAAUUAAAGAAGCCAUCUGUUUUCACCCCGUUAGAAGUCAGCAAUCAGAACAUGCGGUUCAUAUUUCGGAAACAAUGUGACCCCAGUUGGGACGAAGAUACUGUUGGAAAGAAACAACGCUCACGCAAUUUUUAUCAAGGAGCUGAAGCGGUUCCGAAUGAAUCAAGGAUAGGCACAUUAAGUGUCGAAGGUCAAACGGAAGAGUUGUCCAUCAGUUUAGAUGUGAAUAUAGGCAAGGGAUUCAAGAUCAAACCCGAUGGUAGGAGUUUCUUCUCGAGAGUUCCCAUGAGGGGCAACCCAAACGUCGACAGGUGUAUCAGACAUGUAUUUGCUCCGAAUUGUACUGGAUCAGGGCAUAUAGUGGUGAACUCGAAAAAGAUAAAAUUUCACUCAGUACCUAUGGUCCUCAUCACUGCAUUGCAAGGCCUUAAACCUAACAGCGCUGCCAAAUCGUGGAAUUUCGCUGCUUUCAUGUCACCUAGACGGACAAUUUUAUGUAUGGAGUUUACAACGCCAAAAGAAUACGGUGAACAAACAGUGACCAUAUCGUCGGACACAAACAAGAUAACCUCAUCACAGCGCAUAUAUUGCGGUAUACAGGAUAAACAUAAGCAUGUGAAACAUUUUGGGCUAACACUGGAUCCCAAGACCGGAGUAGAGUAUCCAAACAUCGUAGAGAUUCCGUUACCCAAAAAAGACGGUGAACUAUGCCCCACGUUACUAUUGGGGCCCUUAAAUCUAAUCAAUGUGUACGAUAUAUUACAAGAGAUGCCCACGGUAUUGAAAGGCAUUGUGGAAAAGGUGGAAGGAAUCAACCCAUAUCUAUAUCAGUUCUGUCAAAGAACCGAGGUAGAUGACGAACGUGCAAUAUCACUUGUAGAAACAACAUUUAUAAGUCCAUAG
Messenger RNA from Kluyveromyces lactis, 1293 nucleotides. Its product is annotated as survival factor 1 family protein. Gene Ontology annotation, cellular component: cytoplasm. Lineage: Eukaryota; Fungi; Ascomycota; Saccharomycetes; Saccharomycetales; Saccharomycetaceae. The coding region runs from base 1 to 1293 and encodes 430 amino acids. The record is from RefSeq and is a predicted model, not a curated record. The transcript has a single exon. Gene Ontology annotation, biological process: response to oxidative stress.